Molecule: messenger RNA, 936 nt
Organism: Vanderwaltozyma polyspora DSM 70294
Lineage: Eukaryota; Fungi; Ascomycota; Saccharomycetes; Saccharomycetales; Saccharomycetaceae
Gene: RPP0
Product: 60S ribosomal protein uL10
Exons: 1
Coding region: 1-936 (311 amino acids)
Biological process (GO): ribosome biogenesis; ribosomal large subunit assembly; cytoplasmic translation
Cellular component (GO): cytosolic large ribosomal subunit
Molecular function (GO): structural constituent of ribosome; large ribosomal subunit rRNA binding
Source: RefSeq, a predicted model, not a curated record
AUGGGAGGCGUACGUGAAAAGAAAGUUGAAUAUUUCGCUAAAUUAAGAGAAUACUUCGAAGAAUACAAGUCAUUGUUCGUCGUUGGUGUCGACAAUGUUUCUUCUCAACAAAUGCAUCAAGUCAGAAAGGCUUUGAGAGGCAGAGGUGUUGUCUUAAUGGGUAAGAACACCAUGGUUAGAAGAGCCAUCAGAGGUUUGGUCACUGAAUUGCCAGACUUGGAAAAGUUGUUGCCAUUCGUUAAGGGUAACGUUGGUUUCAUCUUCACCAAUGAAUCUUUGAGAGACAUCAAAGAAGUCAUUGUUGCCAACAAGGUUGCUGCUCCAGCUAGAGCUGGUGCCGUUGCUCCAGAAGAUAUCUGGGUCAGAGCUGUCAACACCGGUAUGGAACCAGGUAAGACCUCUUUCUUCCAAGCUUUGGGUGUCCCAACCAAGAUUGCCAGAGGUACCAUUGAAAUUGUUUCCGACGUCAAGGUUGUUGAUGCCGGUAACAAGGUCGGUCCAUCUGAAGCCUCUUUGUUGAACUUGUUGAACAUCUCUCCAUUCACCUACGGUUUGACUGUUGUUCAAGUCUACGACAACGGUCAAGUUUUCCCAUCCAACAUCUUGGAUAUCACUGAUGAUGAAUUGGUCUCCCACUUCGUCUCCGCUGUCUCCGUCAUCGCUUCUAUCUCCUUAGCUAUCGGUUACCCAACCUUGCCAUCUGUUGGUCACGUCUUGAUCAACAACUACAAGGACUUAUUGGCCGUCGCUAUUGCUUCUAAGUACAUCUUCCCAGAAAUCGAAGAAUUGGCUGACAGAAUUGAAAACCCAGACAAGUACGCUUCUGCUGCUCCAGCUGCUGCUGCUGCUGCUUCCUCUGACUCUGCUCCAGCUGCCGCUGAAGAAGAAGAAGAAGAAGAAGAAGACGAUGACAUGGGUUUCGGUUUAUUCGAUUAG